Lachancea nothofagi CBS 11611 is the source of this 417-nucleotide messenger RNA. NCBI's taxonomy places the organism in Eukaryota, Fungi, Ascomycota, Saccharomycetes, Saccharomycetales, Saccharomycetaceae. The record is from the annotation of a GenBank genome assembly.
AUGGUACGAACAGAGAAGUAUCACAGGUCCACGAACGCUUGUGUCGAGAUAGAAAAUGGGCCAUUUGGCAUAUCGAGCAUCAACUUCAAAGCAAACGAACCCGCUUUUGUAGGAAUUGGAUCUUGUACGUCUCGAUUGAACGGUCGGUACUCGGGAGUUAUACACUAUAACAACGAGCUGGAACUCAGCAACAGAAAGUUCAAGUUGUACUGUGUGAUUGAUGAAAGCGCUUGUCUUAGAAUAGACUUCAUCGAGAUCGCAUUGGGAAGCUCGGACGAAAAAGUUGCAGCCUGGAAAGAUGCUAAGCCAGAAGAUGCCGACUAUGAGGUCCCAGCUUUGGUAUACCAAGGGUCUCGUCUGGGGAGUCCUGAUAAUCAGACCAAGCCUUUUGUCGGGGUUCUGGUUUUCGGGAAUUAG